Molecule: messenger RNA, 318 nt
Organism: Rangifer tarandus platyrhynchus (Svalbard reindeer)
Lineage: Eukaryota; Metazoa; Chordata; Mammalia; Artiodactyla; Cervidae
Source: the annotation of a GenBank genome assembly
AUGUCUACUCAGGCACCCACGCCGGCGCUUCCAGAAAGGGCCAGCGCACGAGGGAGCACCCCGUCCACUGCCUGCCAGGUCCUCGAGCCCACAAUCCAGCCAGUUCAGGAAAACGGGGUACUGGGACGAUCGGACUUCUGGCCACGAGAUGGUACCAGGUCUGAAUCCCCUACCACCCUCGGAAAUCUCCGGUCAGGAAGAGCCCGCAAGGCAGGGAGCUGCGUGCUGAGAAGCAAGCCCCUGCCGCCCCUCUGGUCACCCGGGGAGAUGAGCCGCUGCCGGCCCGAGGGAGCUGGUCCCACAAGCCAAGAGGAGUGA